AUGCUAGGGCAAGUCGGGUUGUCCGUAUCAGAAAUCUCAGCCUCACGCGCGAGAUUCGCGGGCGACCGAAUUCCCUUCCGAUAUAUGCAAGGAGUGCUACAAGAAGCCUCUUGGCGCAUAUGUAUCUUGACCACGCCGGCUUCAGCUCUUCUUCAAAGAGCAAUGCUUGAGUGCUGGCUCGAGACACCGUUUGCUUUUCUUCCUGCUGAGGCGCCUUUUGCCUCUCCCCUCAACACCCUCAAAGCAGAACAGAGAUCCUCACGGGAACCAUCAUGCUACAGACGGCAAUCCGGCUUUAGCGGGUGGAAACUAUACAAUUCCGCCGUAUAUGCAGGUCUGCCUGCCGGCAAUGCAUAUGAAUUGUUUCCAGCUGCUUCACCCGUCGGCCGUCGUCAAGAGAUAGAGGUGGGAUCAGUCUGUCUCUGCUAUGACUCUGCCGAUCAUUACACUGAACCCGUUUCUGUCAAUAUUGACUCACUCCUGCAUCUGGGGGCCGCGAUACAUGUUGCAAGCCAUAACAGGGGCCACCUACAGACCAUACUGACCAUAAUCGUAGCCCAUUCAAGCUACUUGUACGGUCGGAACCUCAUUUACGCCUCACGCAGAAGAUGGAGAGAGUGGCCCCUCCUCACAUCAACAGUGCACCUAAAACCAACAGGAAGUCUGCUCGAGUAUGUUCGCCCCAAGUUUUGGCAGAUUAUCAAAAUCAAUCGGGCCAAUGAUACGCUGGUGAAUACAAACAAGACAUAUUCAGCCUUAUGGGACUGGCUACAGUCUAGAACGUGGGGUGAGUUUGUCGUCGAUUCGAGAGGCGGGGACAAUAGUACUGUCCAGUACUUAUCUGCGAGAAGGGGGCAUACGUCCGUGGUAAAGCAGACUUCACCUCCGAUAUAUAGGCUGCUCUUCUACGACCACAUCACAGAGAGGGGCAAGUCCAAGAUGAAAGUGGUGAAAAAACCCAAGCCCAAGAGAUGCCAUUCGACGCCAUUAAGAGAAGGGGAUAUCUCAACCCCACGCCACCCGUCUUGUGAUAGCGUUGUUCUUGCUUCUGGUCCAUACCUGCGCGACCAGGCCACGCACGACCGAACCCCAGAGUGA
This is a messenger RNA of Colletotrichum lupini, 1098 nucleotides long. RefSeq lists its product as uncharacterized. The record is from RefSeq and is a predicted model, not a curated record. The transcript is spliced from 9 exons. NCBI's taxonomy places the organism in Eukaryota, Fungi, Ascomycota, Sordariomycetes, Glomerellales, Glomerellaceae. Bases 1 to 1098 code for a protein of 365 amino acids.